Messenger RNA from Dipodomys ordii (Ord's kangaroo rat), 1557 nucleotides. It is a transcript of the gene Ufsp2, whose product is annotated as UFM1-specific peptidase 2. The coding region runs from base 77 to 1486 and encodes 469 amino acids. The transcript is spliced from 12 exons. The record is from RefSeq and is a predicted model, not a curated record. Lineage: Eukaryota; Metazoa; Chordata; Mammalia; Rodentia; Heteromyidae.
UGACGCAACUUCCUGUUCGGCUCACGGAACCUGUAGACUGACGUUUCCGCACUCCAGUCACAGCCAAGUCGCAGACAUGGUGAUUUCAGAAACUGCCGAUAUACUCUUCAGAAUAAGAGGAGGCCUUGAUCUGGCUUUUCAGCUGGCUACUGCUGACGAAAUUUUUAUCAGAAAGGUACUAAAACAUGCACUGAGUGACCUGUCAGCAAAGCUUUCCUCAGACGCCCUCGUAUUUAGAAUUUGCCACAGUUCCGUGUACGUCUGGCCUAACAGUGACAUAAACACCAUCCCAGGAGAGCUGACUGAUAGCUCUGCUUGUAAGAACAUAAUGCGCUUUAUUCAGUUUGAGCAGGAAGAAGAUACAAAAUGGAAAUUCAUGAGAAAGAAAGACAAAAGGCUAUCAGACAUGCAACAAAUAGUAAAUAUAGAUCUUAUGCUGGAAAUGUCAACCUCUCUUGCGGCUGUAACCCCCAUUAUCGAAAGGGAAAGCAGAGGACACCACUAUGUUAAUAUGACCUUGCCAGUCGACGCAGUCGUUUCUAUCUCUCCAGAAGAAACAUGGGGAAAAGUUCGUAAAUUUCUAGUGGCUGCAAUUCAUAAUCAGCUAACUGAUAUGGAAAAAUGCCUUUUGAGAUAUAUGAAAGGAACAUCUAUUGUGAUCCCUGAACCACUUCACUUUUCAUUACCAGGGGAGAAAGGUCUUGUAACAAUCUCAUAUCCAUCGGGAAUACCAGAUGGUCAGCUGCAGGCCUAUAGAAAGGAGUUGCAUGAUCUCUUCAGUCUGCCUCAUGACAGACCUUAUUUCAAAAGGUCUAAUGCUUAUCAUUUCCCAGAUGAACCAUACAAAGAUGGUUACAUUAGAAAUCCACAUACUUAUCUUAAUCCACCUAACAUAGAGACUGGUAUGACUUAUGUGGUCCAGGGCACAUAUGGUUACCAUCAUUAUAUGCAAGAUCGGCUGGAUGACAAUGGCUGGGGCUGUGCCUAUCGAUCGCUGCAGACAAUCUGCUCUUGGUUCAAACAUCAGGGAUACACAGAGAGAUCCAUUCCAACACACAGAGAGAUUCAGCAGGCUCUAGUUGAUGCCGGUGACAAACCAGCAACAUUUGUGGGAUCACGACAAUGGAUUGGAUCCAUUGAGGUACAGCUGGUACUGAACCAACUGAUUGGUGUAACUUCAAAAAUACUGUUUGUCAGCCAAGGUUCAGAAAUGGCUUCUCAAGGACGGGAACUGGCCAGUCACUUCCAGAGUGAAGGCACUCCAGUGAUGAUUGGAGGAGGAGUGUUGGCUCAUACCAUACUAGGUGUUGCAUGGAAUGAGAUUACAGGACAGAUAAAAUUUCUAAUUCUAGACCCCCAUUACACAGGUGCUGAAGAUCUGCAAGUUAUUUUAGAAAAGGGCUGGUGUGGAUGGAAAGGCCCAGACUUUUGGAACAAGGAUGCUUACUAUAAUUUAUGUCUACCUCAGCGGCCAAAGAUUAUAUAAUCUCGGAUUCAGAAACUGAAGUAAACUGCUAUAAUAAAUCUGUUAAUAAAAAUGCUUAAAAUCAAAUUAAA